UGUUCUGAAUUGGCGUAUGGGACAAAUAACGGAAUUUUGCCUCGAAAUGAUAUUAUGGAGCAAUCUUCCUCUCAACAAAUGGACAUUUCCGUUACUUCAAUGGAUACUUCCACCAAUAAUGACAAAAAACCUGAUCGUAUGGAACAACUUUUGAAGGAAAUUGAGGAUGAAGUUGGACAAAAUGAUGAACAAAAGCUGGACAAGAAAAAAGAUAAACCAAAACGUCGAAUACACAAAUCUUCACCAAUUAAUCCAACCAAAUUAAAAUCAAAAGCUAGACGUAAACUUCUUCAAGUAAUUCCAGAAACACCCGAAAAGUCACAAAAUAAAGAAGCAGAAGAUUCUUUUGAAGUUGUUAAACAAACACCUUUGAGUAAAAUAUCUUCAGAAAAUACUUCAUUAGCUUCAAAAUUAUCAGAAUUAUUAUUAAAAGAAGAAUCUAGAUUAGAAAAAUCACAACAACGAAAAAGAAAAUUAAAUUUUUCAAAAGAAGAGGGAAAUGAAAACAAAAUAAUAACAAAUAGAGAAAUUUUGGAACAAUGUAUAAAAAAUAAAAAUUUGGGGGAAGAUGAGGAUUUGACAAAGCCUAGUAGUUCAACAACAAAUAACAGAAAGCGUCAUUUAACACCUUCAGAAAUUAGUUUUACAAAUAAUCUUAAACAAUUAUCAAUAGCUACUAAAAAGCCUCGUCGUCGCCUAUUUUCUUCACAUUCAUCUUCAAAUAAUUCAAUUAGUUUUCCUGGGCAGAAAAAUGAUUAA
This is a messenger RNA of Meloidogyne enterolobii, 759 nucleotides long. NCBI's taxonomy places the organism in Eukaryota, Metazoa, Nematoda, Chromadorea, Rhabditida, Meloidogynidae. The record is from the annotation of a GenBank genome assembly.